Molecule: messenger RNA, 1274 nt
Organism: Cadophora gregata
Lineage: Eukaryota; Fungi; Ascomycota; Leotiomycetes; Helotiales; Ploettnerulaceae
Exons: 2
Coding region: 137-895 (252 amino acids)
Source: RefSeq, a predicted model, not a curated record
UAUCAACCACAACUCGAGCUGUCAUUUAGAAAUGGAUAUAUAGGCUCCAGCUUAUGUCUAAUUCUUUUCUCAUCUUCACUUUUCUCGUUCUCAAACCCACCAGCGAGAAACUUGCACCUUUUGAUCGCUUACUAAAAUGCCCCGCACUUCGAAUACCCACCCCCACACUUUCAGUCGUUCUGGGCCCUCGAGCGUCACGUAUGAGGUUCCAUCACCUCCAUAUUCAUCGCCGCAUACGACAAUUACUAUUCCUAUUGGAUCGACGUGGACUUCUGGGCUCCAUUGGCAUGAAACGCAUACGGAAUAUCUCCAAGUCCUAUCAGGAGCUGCACUCAUCACUCUCAACGAAGUGACGCGCAUUUACACAUCUCAAGAUGGUGUAGUGACAGUCCCACGAUACGCGAGACACGAAUGGCAGCGUGCCUCUCGAGCUGAGGCUCUCGGUGUCGAUUUUGGACUAUCGUCCAUUGCUGUCUCUGGCUCCGAGGUCCAGACCCAGAAUCCAAGAUUGGAAUCGCUAGCCGAGCAAGAUCUUGUGGUCCGAGAAUGGACUUCUCCCACGGACAGUCAGAAAGAGAUCUUCUUCCGGAACCUCAGCGGCAUUAUCUCCUACGCCAUUGAACAGAACCAAGCAGAUUGGUAUCUGAUUUUACAGCUGUGGGUACUAUUUUUAGAGUUGGACAAUUACCCCGUCUUCUUUCAGUCCGCAAGUGUUCCUGUACUUGGGGGCUGGUUGGAAAGGUUGAGCUUGGGAAGAGUACUGGAAUGGGCUGUUUGCCAUUUCUUGCUGUGGUGUGCGGUGGUUGUUGGGAAAUUGCUAGGUGUGAAAGGGAUGCGGAAGGAGUAUACCCCGGUGAUGGUUAACAGGAAUGCAGAAGAGAUAAAGACGGAAUAGGUCAGUGAAGAUGAAGAUAAUGCUUGGGAAUUGGCUUCAAUUCCGGCUCCCAUAGAAUGUAGCUUUCUUGGCAUCUAAAUUGCUGGAGCACUUAUUCCCCUCAUCUUGUAUCGUGCUCGAAAGAAUAGUGAUAUGCGUCUGGUUGUACAUUCAAGUCUCGGUACAGUUGCCGACCUGCUGCUAUUGACCGUAUGAUCUGGCGACCGGAUAUUGAUCGAAUGGGGAUCUGCCAAACGAGAGCUGUCCUGAACCUCUGGUGACAACCCAAUGGUGGUGAUAUAGAGAGAAAGCGUGCUCCGGGUGAGCCAACUCUCAGGAAUAAAUAUAGAACCGUUCGAGAACACGAAAAUCAUAAUAUACAGAAGUCUAGAGAGCAGAU